GAACCCAUGUCGACGAGCGGCGCGAGGUCGUGGUCGCCGCCGCCGCGGCCGAGCCGGUACGAGUCGCAGAAGCGGCGGGACUGGCAGACCUUCACGCGGUACCUGGGCGCGCACCGCCCGCCGCUGGAGCUGUGCCGCUGCAGCGGCGCGCACGUGCUCGAGUUCCUGCGCUACCUCGACCGCUUCGGCAAGACGCGCGUUCACGCGCCGUCCUGCGCGGCGUACGGCGGCGGCGGCGGCGGACGGCCGGUGGAGGCCGCCGUGGCGUGCCAGUGCCCGCUGCGCCAGGCGUGGGGCAGCCUCGACGCGCUCGUCGGCCGCCUCCGCGCCGCUUUCGAGGAGCGCCACGGCGCGCGUGGGAUCUGGACGUCGUCGCAACAGCCCGACGGCGGCGUUGGCGUCGGCGUCGGUGGCGGCGACGGCGCCAACCCCUUCGCCGCGCGCGCCGUCAGGCUGUACCUGCGCGACGUCCGCGACGCGCAGUCCAGGGCGCGCGGCAUCUCCUACAGCAGGAAGAAGAAGAAGAGGAGCAAGCAGCAGGACGGCGCCGCCGCAGCCGGGUGCGCCCGCCCGCCCGUGACCAGCGUGACGUUAAUGCCUGCUGCUGCUCUGCCGCACGCACCGCCUCCACCAUGUCCGCCGCCGCCGCUGCCGCCGCCGUACUGCCUCACCGGUGUGCCCUUCGAGUUCUGUGACUAUGGCAGCGUCCUCGGAGGAGUUACCGCCAACGGUGCGCCUGGCUUCUACUUGCCAUCGCUGUUCAACACCUUCGGCUAGCUAGGGCAUGCUGCCUGCCAUGUUUGCCGCCAUGCGUAUCCUUGCUUUCGGUUGUUCUUGUGUUCAGACUUCAGAGACGUUAUUAAUUCAUGCCCUAGAGUGUCCUUCCUUUCGCUUGGUGAAUAUGGCAUCCAAAUAAUAUAAUUAAUUUCUCUGUUG
Messenger RNA from Zea mays, 936 nucleotides. RefSeq lists its product as uncharacterized. Gene Ontology annotation, cellular component: nucleus. The transcript has a single exon. Bases 7 to 777 code for a protein of 256 amino acids. NCBI's taxonomy places the organism in Eukaryota, Viridiplantae, Streptophyta, Magnoliopsida, Poales, Poaceae. Gene Ontology annotation, biological process: response to light stimulus; mRNA transcription. The record is from RefSeq and is marked validated.